UUGGUUUAAAAAUGAAAGUCCCUAAAAUUAUGUUGACAUUUGAUGCCGUUUUUUAAAUUUAGGAAUUUAACCUAAAGGUUUUUUGAAUUGAUUUGUUGUGUUUGAAUUGAAUUUUGAAUGAACAUGGCCAUCCACAUUGACAAUAUUCGAAAUUACAUCCUUAAGCAAGAAAAUAAUUCAAAAGUCCAAAGUAUGCCCUUUCGAAUUCUUGCAGAUUGUGAUGCUCCAGUCUCAAAAUACUUCGAAACUGGGGUAAAAGUACAGGAGGAUGAAACACAGAAAGCCUCCUUUCGUGGUUACCCCCUAAGGGGUAAAACAGUCGAGUUACCAGAGGGUUAUAUCGGAGUAGUGUUACACGAAAGUAUUGCCCCUGUUAGUGAUAAAGAGGAAAGAAAAUUUCACGUUACUAAUAAAUUCAAAACGCUCACUUACUGGAAUUGGGAUAAAGCUCCUAGUAAAAAUGAUAAAAUUAUUCAAGCGUUGGAUUGGAUUGACGUUGCUGAGGCGUUACACAGUCCUAUUACAGAGGAGUAAACAAAGGUAGUCUCAACAUAAACAUUAAUUAUUACACAGUUCACAAAGUGCCUGCUAUUAUAAUAAUUACGAUGGUUACAUAUUUGUAGUUGAAGUUUGUUGUUUCAUAAAAUAAAAAUACCUCAGACUGAAACAUAA
Molecule: messenger RNA, 672 nt
Organism: Tribolium castaneum (red flour beetle)
Lineage: Eukaryota; Metazoa; Arthropoda; Insecta; Coleoptera; Tenebrionidae
Exons: 3
Coding region: 118-534 (138 amino acids)
Biological process (GO): RNA catabolic process
Cellular component (GO): ribonuclease H2 complex
Source: RefSeq, a predicted model, not a curated record